Molecule: messenger RNA, 1270 nt
Organism: Coregonus clupeaformis (lake whitefish)
Lineage: Eukaryota; Metazoa; Chordata; Actinopteri; Salmoniformes; Salmonidae
Product: claudin-4
Exons: 1
Coding region: 104-730 (208 amino acids)
Biological process (GO): cell adhesion; bicellular tight junction assembly
Cellular component (GO): plasma membrane; bicellular tight junction
Molecular function (GO): structural molecule activity
Source: RefSeq, a predicted model, not a curated record
UAUCUUUCAAGCAAGACAUACCAAGGAACUGAUUCCUAAGAAGACACUCAUUUUUGGCAGAUUUCCUUCAUCGACUCCUCCAGGACUUAAAGAAGAAGAAAAUAUGGUAUCUGCUGCGUUUCAGAUGCUGGGCACAGCCCUGGGCAUCAUUGGCUGGAUCGGGGCCAUCGUGGUCUGUGCCAUGCCUCAAUGGAAGGUCACAGCCUACAUCGGCGAGAACAUCAUCACAGCCCAAACCACUUGGCAAGGCAUCUGGAUGAACUGUGUGGUCCAGAGUACAGGUCAGAUGCAGUGUAAGGUAUACGACUCCAUGCUGGCUCUACCCCAGGACCUCCAGGCUGCUCGUGCUCUCAUCAUUAUCUCUAUCAUGAUGGGCCUGGUGGGCAUCCUGCUCGCCGUGGCCGGGGGCAAGUGCACCAACUGCGUGGAGGAUGAGAGGGCCAAAUCCAGAAUAGGCGUGGGCUCGGGUGUAGUCUUCAUCAUCGCUGGCGUCCUGUGCCUCAUCCCCGUCUGCUGGUCGGCCAACACCAUCAUCAGGGACUUUUACAACCCCAUGCUGAACAACUCUCAGAAGAUGGAGCUGGGGGCCUCGCUCUACAUCGGCUGGGGGGCCGCGGCCCUCAUGAUAAUGGGAGGAGGGUUCCUCUGUGCCAACUGUCCCCCUAAAGAGGACAAUUACCCCACUAAGUACACAGCUGCCAGGUCCGCAGCACCCAAGGACUAUGUUUGAGGAGCAUCAGAGAGAAACGUCAGAGAGAGAAGGAAGAGAAAGAAAAGCAAGAGAGAUCAUAAAAGACAGAGAGAGACUAUGUAUAUUUAUACAGGUGCUGUGCAGUGUGAUCCUUACUGUCACACAUUGUGAUUUUGUGAUUGUUCGAUCAUGUUUGUAUGAUAUCACAGCUUGAUUCGACUGCUAAGUGACAAAAUUCCAAUGUAUUUGACUUUAGCUAAAGACAGACAGUACUUCCAGACAGUGGCACUUGUAUAAGUAAAAAAUUACAUGAUGGCAUGUAACGCACCCAGAAAAGGGUGUGGAUGGACAAUGUCAGCUAAUACUCCUUCAGACGUAUAUUCACAAUACAUAGAAUGAAUAAGAACUAACCGAAGCUAUUAUUUGAAAACAUUAUAAAAUAUUUCAGAAUGAACUGAAUGGGUUUCCCAUAACGUUUGCAUUGAAAGUGUACAUUUCAUUCAUCAUUUUUACUAAAUAUAUAUUUUUUAAUGUAUGUGUGAUUCUGUAAAUGUGAUAAAAACUGUAAAUAAAUAUUUU